AUGUUGAAUAACUUGUUCUUCGUUUCUCUCUUAGCACUCUGUGCUGUCGUCUUUGCUCAUCUACCUGUCCCAGGCAGACCAGUCACUACUCCAUUUGGCAAGAAAGGCAGUUGGGCAGCCGGUUACCAUACUGGCGACGAUUAUGCAUGUCCAGUUGGGACAAGUGUUCGUGCAACAGCCAGUGGCACAGUAAUCAAUGCCAACUGGGGUGCUGACUACGGUACUCAUAUUGUUGUUGAAUCUCCUGAUAGAAUUCGUCAACUUUACGCACAUUUGAGCAAGAAAACGGUUGGUGUCGGACAAAGAGUGUCAGCAGGACAAGAAAUUGGUAAAAGUGGAAACACAGGAAGAACGACUGGACCGCAUCUUCAUUAUGAAGAACGCGUUUCUCCAUAUGCUUAUAGAAACCACCGAAAACCACAAUUGAACAUAGCGCAUUAA
Messenger RNA from Adineta ricciae, 441 nucleotides. The record is from the annotation of a GenBank genome assembly. Lineage: Eukaryota; Metazoa; Rotifera; Eurotatoria; Adinetida; Adinetidae.